GUAAUGAUCGAUUCAAUUUUUACUGAUACUGAUGAAAGUACAGGUGUGAUUAUCAUGCAUAAAGGUUGAGCAUAUAAAGAUUAUCGAAGGGAAUGGGGUCUAUAGUGUAAUGAAACAAGGUUAUGCUAGCCGCUGUUUCAAGAUAAAGACUCAAAACUCAAAUUAGUUCUACAAGAAGUGAAAGGAAGUGUGCCAUUUAAAGGUCCAGCUUCAAGAGUAAUCCAUCAAUUAAUUGGCGGGUUGCAAGAUGCAAUGGGGUAUACCGGUAAUAGAAAUAUAGAAGAGAUGAAAAAAUGUACAGGUUUAUGACUGCAUCAGGAUUGAGAGCUAUCCCGUGAUAUAAUGAUCACACAGGAAGUUACAAAUUAUGCUUAUCAAGUGUUUAAUUUGUCAAUUGAUUCAGAC
Brugia malayi is the source of this 405-nucleotide messenger RNA. Lineage: Eukaryota; Metazoa; Nematoda; Chromadorea; Rhabditida; Onchocercidae. The record is from the annotation of a RefSeq genome assembly.